AUGUCGGUAAGAAAUCGUACGGCACCCGGUCCCGACAGAAUAGGACCAGAACAACUGAAGAACCUUCCACCAGUACUCAUCAACACCCUGGCGAGGCUCUUUACACGUUACCUGUCGGAAUGCAAGGUUCCUAAACAGUGGAAGACCAGCAAGACCAUGUUGCUGUAUAAAAAGGGAGAUCCACAUGACAUCGGCAAAUAUCGCCCAAUCUGCUUACUGUCCGUCAUCUACAAGCUCUUUACAAGAGUGAUCCUUAAUAGGAUUGAAAAAGUCCUGCAUGAAGGACAGCCAUGCGAGCAAGCAGGGUUUCGAAAAGGAUUCAGCACGAUUGAUCACAUUCACAUUGUUUCGAAACUCAUCGAGGUAUCACGAGAGUACAAGAUGCCGCUCUGUCUCACCUUCAUCGACUUAAAGAAGGCCUUCGACUCAGUUGAGACCGAAGCGGUCGUGGAAGCCUUGGACAACCAAGGCGUACAUAAAGGUACUUCGGGAGUUGUACAGUCACUUCACGACCGGAAUUUCGUCAUUCUACAAGAAUAUCAUCAUUGA
Molecule: messenger RNA, 549 nt
Organism: Necator americanus (New World hookworm)
Lineage: Eukaryota; Metazoa; Nematoda; Chromadorea; Rhabditida; Ancylostomatidae
Exons: 1
Coding region: 1-549 (182 amino acids)
Source: RefSeq, a predicted model, not a curated record